AAGGAGGUGACUGGAUAGCAUCUAAUCCAACUCUCGUUCAAAGCUACUACCUAGAGACAUUGCUUUGUUAUGCUUUAGGUAUUCUUUACAUUAUACCUUCUCAUAUCGUCGUUUAUCAUCAACACUAUAUUUACUAUAUUUACUAUAUUCACUAUAUUCAUAUUCCCUCCCGCCUUAUCUUUCAACUUUCGGCCGGAUGCCUUGACUGCCAAGAUGGUAAUUCGCCUGAUAAGGCCUGCUAAGCAUAAUAAUCAUGAGGGCCGGCAAUCCGCAUAAAGGGCCGAGAACUUAGAAGGUCCCCCUGAUUGGCUCAAGGUCAUUAAUCUAUUGCCCGGUUCUCCCCAUGAGACAUUUUGUUGUAGCCUCGCAGUCAUGAGUAGGAUUUGGCCUCAAUCCUGGUUAACUUGUCUAGCCCGCGUUCCACCACAACUACUCUCGGUCGUUUGUUGCGCCGCUUUGUAUGUAGCCCAUCCCCCAGUCCCGAUAAUUAAGAACCAAUUAGUGAGGUCGGAAGUUAGGGUGCGUCGAAUGUAUGAAGACAGCACAAGUAAUACAAAAUUUCCACAGCUUGGAUUGACAUCUAUUAAACAACAUGGCUUUACAUUAAAUUAGUAGUUCUUAAACCCGUCUCUAAGAUCUCUGUAAAGGGGCAUUAUUUGCUAUAGGUUACUGGGGCUCUAAUACCUUCCGGUACUCCCGUGUUUCGACAUUGCCAUUGUUUCAUAAUGAUCCAGAGUCAGCAGGCUGUUUUGUUAUGUGAGUAGGUAUUCGGUUGCUAAGCAUUAC
Messenger RNA from Daldinia decipiens, 786 nucleotides. RefSeq lists its product as uncharacterized. The transcript is spliced from 2 exons. Lineage: Eukaryota; Fungi; Ascomycota; Sordariomycetes; Xylariales; Hypoxylaceae. The record is from RefSeq and is a predicted model, not a curated record. The annotation marks the transcript as partial.